Drosophila willistoni is the source of this 603-nucleotide messenger RNA. It is a transcript of the gene Vm26Ac, whose product is annotated as myosin heavy chain IB. The transcript has a single exon. NCBI's taxonomy places the organism in Eukaryota, Metazoa, Arthropoda, Insecta, Diptera, Drosophilidae. The coding region runs from base 26 to 553 and encodes 175 amino acids. The record is from RefSeq and is a predicted model, not a curated record.
GAACGUUUAAAGAUUGUUGGACAUCAUGUGGAAAUAUCUAACUAUACUUUCCCUCUUCUGCUGGGGCAGUUCAGUGGCUCAGUGUGGUGGUGGUUGCGGUGGUGGAAAUCUUAUGCCCACCUAUCAUCUUAUACCAGUGCGUCUGCUGCUAGAAGGUUCCGAUUUCGAAUUGAAACGUCCAACUCGCCAACAACAAAUCGUUCAAGAGGUUAUAAUCAAUGAAAGUUUAAAUGGUCCAGGCGGAUUUGGUGGUCCAGGUUUUGGAGGUCCUGGUUUCGGUGGCCCCGGAUUUGGUGGUCCUGGCUUAGGAGGUCCUGGAUUUGGUGGACCUGGUUUUGGUGGACGUCCAGGCUUUGGACGAGGUGGUUUUGGUCGUCCUUUUGGCUUUGCCCGCAGCUACGAACAGGAACCUGAAGAGCAACCAAGCUACAGUGCGCCUCCUGCCAAACCCACUGGAAUUCCUUCACCUCCCUGUCCACAGAAUUAUGUAUUCUCCUGUCAAGCCGUCAUAAAACCAGUGCCAUGUGCUAAGGGCUCACCCUGUGGUUAUUAAGAGAUCAAAGCACUGACAAUAUAUAAUAAACUGAAAACUUAAGAAAAACA